Messenger RNA from Agrilus planipennis (emerald ash borer), 1232 nucleotides. Its product is annotated as alpha-ketoglutarate-dependent dioxygenase alkB homolog 7, mitochondrial. Bases 94 to 801 code for a protein of 235 amino acids. The transcript has 4 exons. Gene Ontology annotation, biological process: DNA damage response; fatty acid metabolic process. Gene Ontology annotation, cellular component: mitochondrial matrix. The record is from RefSeq and is a predicted model, not a curated record. NCBI's taxonomy places the organism in Eukaryota, Metazoa, Arthropoda, Insecta, Coleoptera, Buprestidae.
AAAUAUAACCUUUAAAUGUCCAAUGAUUAUUAAUUUUAUUAUUACAGUGUACGCUAUUUAUUAUAUAAUUAUAAAUUAUUUAACGUAAUUAUUAUGUACAGAAGAACUGUAGGCCUUUUUGCCAAAAGAAUAAUUAGCAAAAAUGUUAGAAGUUUUUCUGCAGUUAAACCUGCAAUUCAAGAGGAAUGUCCUUCCUACCUAGAGUUAUCAGAGGCAUUCAGUAAUCACGACAAAAUAAAAACUGAUUUUGUAAAUAGUAUGAUAAUACACAAGGACUUUCUUAGUGAGGUAGAGGAGAAGAGUCUUUUAGAUCAAGUUGAACCCCGUUUAAAGACCUUACGCUAUCAAUUUGACCACUGGGAUGACGCAAUUCAUGGAUACAGAGAAACAGAAAUAUUGCAUUGGAAUGAAGCAAAUACACAAAUUUUAAGUAGAGUUCGACAAGUUGCCUUUCCUCCUGGGGUUCCCCAGCUAGAUACUGUACACAUAUUAGAUUUAGACGAGAAAGGGGUGAUAAAACCGCACAUUGACUCUGUCAGAUUUUGUGGGAAUACCAUAGCAGGUCUAAGUCUUCUUACAGAAAGUGUAAUGAAACUUGUGCACGAAAAAUAUAAAGAUUUGAUCGCAAAGGUCCAUUUAACGCGACGAUCCCUGUAUAUUAUGAAAGACUCCGCGAGAUACGAUUAUAAACACGAACUUUUAAAGAACUCCGAAAGUAUUUUUAAAAAUAGCCCUGUGAUAAAAACACGAAGAAUUUCGAUUAUAUGUAGAAACGAGCCUGAUAAAGAGAUGAAAAACUAAGUUGAUCAAUAAAUAUCUGCAUCAUUUGUUAUAUUUCAAAUUGUUUUUCUUUUAUUGUUCUCUCCUAAAGAUUUUAUUUACCUCCAUCGUUAUUAAUUGACCUUUUUAAGUAUACCGACCGACGUUUCCGGAUUACUCAUCAGCUUCCGGUCAAUAGACGACAGGUAAUUAACAACACAGACUGUAUACGUGGUCUCAUCAAAAAGUUACGUGACUUCCUGCUCUACGUCCCGUAUUAAUAUCUAAUAAUAAUAAAAAGAGAUUGUUGUUAAGGUUCUGUAUCAGAAAUGAUAAACAGGAGCCUUCAUAAUUACCCAUUUUUGCCUGUCUGCGUGUCUGUAUGUUACAGUUUAUUGUCUCAACGAUUACCAAUUACCAGUUGGCACAGUUGUAAUAAUUAUAUUCGAACAAUACAGUUCUUGAUUUAUAAC